AUGGUCAAAGAUAAUGAGUCAGUGCAAAAGGUUGUGGAAGUCCAAGAUCAGUCCAAUAAUGAGCAGGUUAAAUCCAAAGAUAAAAAUGAGAUAGAGUUGAUUUCAGAAAAGGAAGUAUCCAAAGAAGGGAAGCUCACUGAUCAAACAGAUGACGACAAUAAUGAUAUCAUAACAACAGUAAUCAGUGAAAACGAUGAAGAAGUGGAUGCUGCACAACAGGAGAUGGAUGAUGACUCACCAGAUGAAAUUACUAAGGGAGGAGAUAUGAGUACUAAUGAUAAGACUAAUGCACAUCCCACUGAAGAAGGGAUACUAAAAGAGGUGAACAUAGCAGAAGAAUGA
Lycium barbarum (goji berry) is the source of this 342-nucleotide messenger RNA. RefSeq lists its product as uncharacterized. Bases 1 to 342 code for a protein of 113 amino acids. The record is from RefSeq and is a predicted model, not a curated record. The transcript has a single exon. Lineage: Eukaryota; Viridiplantae; Streptophyta; Magnoliopsida; Solanales; Solanaceae.